Molecule: messenger RNA, 519 nt
Organism: Symbiodinium sp. CCMP2592
Lineage: Eukaryota; Dinophyceae; Suessiales; Symbiodiniaceae
Source: the annotation of a GenBank genome assembly
AUGCAAGCGACACGGCUUUCCAAUGUGGCGAAGGACGCUUACUUCAUCCACUACGGCUGUGUGGACCACCCUCAUGGGGAGUGGAUGAACGCUUCGAGGGCCGAGUUCAUGGCGACCCAUUGGCAGCUGCUUGAGGGCAGCCCUGCCACCGACGCGACACCUGAGCUACGCCAGGUCACAGAUGUUUGUGCUUUGCAGAGGAUGAAAGUGGCAGCCGACCUUUUCCAUUCGCUGGAGGAGGCCUCCCUCGCGCUGGCCCGAGGGGACGCCACCGCGGCUGGCCGCUUAGUGGAGGCAUUUCCUCCUGCGGUGGCGGCCAUCGAUGAUGCCGCGCGCUUCUUCUUGACCGGCAGCAUUGAAUGCGUGAAUGCCAGCAUGACCACUGAGACGCUGAUGCAGCUGCACUCACAGGCAGCGGCUCUCGCCACUUUGAGCCAGGCGGGCAGCAGCGAAAUCGUCCUUCUCACGCAGAAUGCCAGCCUGGGCAAUCACACGGAGGACUUGGGCUUGCUGGCUUGA